AUGGCAGGAAAAUCCAAGAAGGGAGUGCGCCGAGGCUUGCGGCCGACCGCUGAGGGAGACGGUGGGAGGGACGAAUGGGUGGAAGAAGUGAAGCUCGAAGAGAAGAGCACUGAGAGGCAGAGACAAGCCGAAGGAAGCCACGAUGAAGAAAACAACAAAGAAAAAGAGGCGAACAGAGAAGAAGAGAAAAGCGGAACCGUUUCUCUCAUGGGGGGCUCUUGGGGUGGGGAAGGCAGGGACGACGCAGACGAGGUCGAAGGAGAAGAGACCUCAACGGAGAACGCUGAGAGAAGCAUACAAGGUGAAGUCUGUGUAAACUGUAGAGAAGAUGAGAAGCAGCAGAAGACGCAAGAACGGAGUGAGGACAACGAAGAAGAAAAGGCAACAAGAGAGAGAGAAGAGGAAGAAAGAAGUGAGAGAGGUGAGACGGAACAGACAGUUGCCUGCGAUGAGGCAGCUUGUGAAGGACGUCGAGGCGCCGAGUCGCGAGAAGAUAAAGAUUCAUCGAAGCCGAAUCUUUCGAGCGCGACCGAAGAGGAGACUUCGGGAGAACAGAGCGACGCCUGCAGAGAGAACAUCCAGAAGUCGACAGCUGCCUCGCAGCCCUGUUCAGAAAACUUCAGUCGCGGUCUCCCCUCGUCUCAGGUUUCGUCUUCCGCCUCGCGUUCCUCUCUCUCUGCGGACGCACGCGCAACCUCUGACUCGGGUGUACGUACACCCGCCACAGACGGGGACGAGAAGAUUCGGGACGCGGUGAAGACUGUCGAGCGAGCAUCUCUGGAGUGCGCCAUUAAUCGCAUGCAGCGAACUGUGUUAUGUCUCUUGGCAGAAAAGAAACAGACGAAGCUGGAGAAGGCUCGCCUCCUCCAGGAACGUCGCGAUCUGGACGAACGAAUCGUCGAGACUCGCCGGAAACUCCGGGAGAUCGAACCCUCUCUUUCUCUUUCUCCGUCUGCCUCUUCUUCUCUCUCCGGAUUUUCUGGAGCUCUCCUGGGGAAGCUCGCGGCAUUGUCUCACGACUUCGACGAAGCGCUGGAGGCGAAUCUUCCUCAAUCCCUCUCCGAGAGUCCCGACAGCAAAAGAUCUCUUGAAAAGGCGCCCCUCUGUUCUUCUGCUUCUUGCGCGUCUUCUGAUCCCCGCUGUGGCCGGCCAGGUGGCGUCGCUGCGGCGCCGUUGGCCGCGGAGACAGCCGGGGGAAAGGCGACGCUCGAGGAGGAUGGAACCCAACCUGGGAAGGCCGUCGCUGACGGAGCCGGACGCGUCGACGGCGAGAUCUCAGAGAAGAAAGAUGGCAUCUCUUCAGCGCCUGUCUCUGCGCCUGUCUCUGGAGUGAAAGACGCCGAGCGAGGGGACUUUUCCUCUUCUUGGCAUUCCGAGCUGGAGGAAGAAGGGGAGAGUGCGAUGGCGGAUUUCCUAGAGACGCUGGUGACGCGAUUUGGACCCGCAGCAGUGCGAGGUGUCGAGACAGCGGCGACGAAGAUGCGGUCGGGCUUCCACGUUUUGCGGACAGAAAUUGCAGCUGUGCAAGAGAGACAGAGGGCGUUGGAGAGACAGCGAACGCUGGAGCGCCGCGCGAGACUUCAGCUUCUCAAGGAAGAGAGUCUGGAGUACGUCCACCACCAGCGACUUCUGACGCAUCUGCGUGCUUGCGGUGAGCUACAGGGAGAGGAGACAACGCGGGGGCAGGAAGAUACGCCAGAGGCAGCGACGGAAGAAGAGAAGAGAGAGCAGCGCACUCAGUGCAGCGGAGAGGAGGGGAGGGAGCAGAGCGAGGUGCCUGGAGACGCGGAGAAGCCAGGGAACUCUGCUGAUUCUUGUGAGGCGGGAGGAAGAACGAAGAAGGACGAGGAAGGCGAGAGAAAGGCAACGGACGGAGGACAAACAGAAGGAGAGCGGAGAGAAUCAUGUGCGUCUUCUCCUCGAAUCGAGAGGUCCUCUGCUGUGCCUACUUCUGUCGCGCAGUGCGCGUUGGCCUUCCCUCCUUCCUCGGCUUUCUCUCCUUCUUCUCCUCUUUCUUCGCAGUGCAGCCGCUCUGCGCUCAACGCUUCUGGACGCGGUUCCUCUCUGCGGGGGCGGGCGCGGAUGUCCCUGGGGACGAGGCGAGAGAGACUGGAGAGAGCAGUUUCUUCUCUCUCUGAGAAGACGGCAGGCGUGCCUCUCGAUCGUCUCUCACAUAACGUCGCGACUGCGGUCGGGUCUGUGAAAACCUCUGUUGCUCGCUGGCUCUUUGGCGCUGACGAAGAAGGUGCAUCACCCGCGCGAAGGCCCAGUCCUCCCAUCGUCCCUCUCGCUCCGAGAUCUCCUCUCUCUUCUGCUUCUCUCUCCUCUUCUUCUACUCUCUCUUCUGCUUCUCUCUCCUCUUCUUCUACUCUCUCUUCUGCUUCUGUCGCUUCUGCUUCUGUCGCUUCUGCUUCUGUCGCUUCCUCGGUUUCUCCGGCGGUGUCUUCCGGCGACUCGCGCUUGCUUCCUGCUUGCUUUGUGAGCGUGGAGGGGAAGCGCGGGGGCGCAGCCACGGGCGUCGUGUCGAGCGGUCGGUCGGGGGCGACCUUGCGGGGGAACUCGCGUUUUCCAUGCCGCGUUUUCAGUCUUUCUUCUCCUACGUCCGACCGCUCUGUCUCCUCGCUUCCGCCGUCGCCGUCGGGCGACGCCGAGGCGCUGGCGGCGGAGAAGGAGGAGCAGAACGAGCUCGCAAUUUCGGUCAUCGAGGCGCAGAUUUAUGUGCAUGCACUCGCGAAGACGCAUCAGGCAUCCGCGGCGCCCGCGUCUGCGCUUUCGCUUGUCGUUCUAGCCACAGAGCAGUGCGACGAGGUGGCGGAGCACUGGGUGCAGAGACACUGGGAGACGCUGAGCGCGUGCGAAGAAGAGAGCGAGAAGGAGAAGGAGAAGAAGGAGAAAUCCCUUCUGAAAACCGCGCCGAAGGAUGCCGCCCGCGCACUCGCAGCCUUCCUCUCCAGGGCAGAAGAAAACAGCGAAGAACUUCCCGUCCGCAUCCACGCACACUGGCUGCAAGUUCUCGGAAAAGUCGAAAAAGGAGAAGAAAGAGAAGAAGCGCGAGAAGAAAGAGAAGAAGAAAGAGAAGAAGAAAGAGAAGAAGAGAGAGAAGAAGAGGGGGAUGCUUUCGGAGCGCAGCCCGAGCCGAUUGUUGCCUAGGAAGUGAACUGCUUCUUUGGCGGAAGAUCCAACGGGGGAGAAAGGGGGAAAUAUGAACUUGGAACGGCGGGGAGGAGAAGACGAAACAGUCGCAUUGCUGGAUACGGAAUCUGCGACAAAGAGAGCAAGAUGGAGUUACGCUCGAGGAAAAC
Messenger RNA from Toxoplasma gondii ME49, 3302 nucleotides. RefSeq lists its product as hypothetical. Bases 1 to 3150 code for a protein of 1049 amino acids. NCBI's taxonomy places the organism in Eukaryota, Apicomplexa, Conoidasida, Eucoccidiorida, Sarcocystidae. The transcript has a single exon. The record is from RefSeq and is a predicted model, not a curated record.